GGGGAGAGGGUGGCGGCGGGGUGGAGUGUGGUCGGUGGGGAAGGGUGCGAAGGGGAGGGGAGGGCAAAGAACAACAAUCAAGGCUCAGUUUGGGCCCCUCCCGGCGCUCUGGGGCCCCCGGCGCGAAGGGGUCCGCGGUCUGGGGUCCGGGCGCCCCUCUGCCCCGCUCCCUCUUCCACUCUUGUCCCUCACUUUCCUAAAACCGCCCCGGCUCGGCUCUCGCCAGCUACAGCGGUGGCGGCAACGACGGCAAAGUGGCGGCUGAGGCCGAGACACCUCGUGAGCUCCUGUCCAUGCCGGGCCGGAGGCAGGGAAAGGCCGGGAGUGGGGGGAGUCGGGGCGCCCCGAGAACGCAGAGGCGACCGACGGCGGGUUCCGGCUCAACUCUUGCUGGAAGCCGUGCGUGUUGUAGUUGGCCCAAUUUUCUUUUUGGGGGGGUGGCUGGUAGGAAGGGGGCCAGACGGGCGUGCGGGUGGGCGAUUCUUAGCUCUCCGAAAGCUGGGACCCCUUCGGUUAUCCGCGCUGCCCGGAGAACUCCUAGGCUAACAGUCUAUGCCUGUAAACCCGGCUGGAGAAUCCCCCCCUCCCGCCCCGCCCCGCUCCGCUCCACCCGGGGCCCCCGGUGCACCCGCUCCCCGCAUGCCGAGCCCCGAAGUUCGGACCUGGUCGCCCCUUCCAGCGCGGGGCGGCCCCGAGGAUGGUGGGGGAAAAGUGGGGCCACCCGGGGGGUUCCGAGCCGGGCAGCGGGCGCAGUCGCUUUAGCUCCAGCAACUCUGAGAAGUUCAAGUUGGAAGGCAGGUGCUGGGGCAGGGGGUGGGGGCUGCUCGACCGGCCCGGGUGCGGCGCCCCGCGGGGUCUCGGCUCGCCCCCCUCCCGGUAGCCCGCAGCAGCCGCUCGCUUCCGAACCCGGUCUGAGCCGCCCGCAUCUAGGAGGAGCAGGGUGGGGUGGGGAGGCGAGGAGAGACGGAGCGGCCCGGUCCUUAACCUGUAAUUGCACCUUCCAGGACGCAGCGGAAAGGGACCCUCUGCCCGCCUCCCGCCGGCCCGCCCGGGAGAGCCGCCGCCUCCCGGCUCCGAGGGAUCCCGCCGGAGCUGCGCCUUCCUUCCCCGCUCUGCGGCUCACUCUGCCCUGCCUGCUGCCGGUCCUGGAUCGCCGGCUUCCCAUUUCUCCCGGCCCCUGCUCCGCUCCACUCACUUUACCAUCCCGAGCCAGGCUGGCGACUUCGCUGCUGAGCUGAAACUGCUAAUUUCUGUGACCAGCUUUUUUCUUAGCUGUGAUCUGGAUGAAUGAGUAGCUGUCUCACAGAGAUGACAAAAAUAAACUCCAAUCCCCCCCAAA
Molecule: messenger RNA, 1339 nt
Organism: Heterocephalus glaber (naked mole-rat)
Lineage: Eukaryota; Metazoa; Chordata; Mammalia; Rodentia; Bathyergidae
Source: RefSeq, a predicted model, not a curated record